This is a messenger RNA of Erinaceus europaeus (western European hedgehog), 2563 nucleotides long. RefSeq names its product eukaryotic translation initiation factor 2 alpha kinase 2 (gene EIF2AK2). The coding region runs from base 118 to 1848 and encodes 576 amino acids. The record is from RefSeq and is a predicted model, not a curated record. Gene Ontology annotation, biological process: protein phosphorylation. Gene Ontology annotation, molecular function: protein kinase activity; ATP binding. The transcript has 17 exons. NCBI's taxonomy places the organism in Eukaryota, Metazoa, Chordata, Mammalia, Eulipotyphla, Erinaceidae.
UUUUUGAUAGAGGGUGAUGAUCAGAGAAGGAGGAGGAGGGGAAACUGAGAGAAGGGGAGGCAUCUGCAACAGUGCUUAAUCAUCUGUGAAACUUCUCCCCACAGGUUCCCAGAAGAGAUGAUGGAGAGUGACGAGUCCCCCGGAGCCUACAUCGGAAAGCUCAAUGAAUACUGCCAGAAGCACAGUGUGGGGCUGCAGUACCAAGAGCUGCAGAAGACAGGGCCGCCGCACGACUUACGGUUUACUUUUCAAGUUGUAAUAGGCAAGAGAAAAUUUCCACAAGCUGAAGGCAAAUCAAAGAAGGAAGCAAAGAAUGCAGCUGCCAAAGCUGCCGUGGAGAUACUUAACAGGGAGAGCAAGACAGAAAAUUUUGCAUCCCCGGCAACAGAUGAUUCUUUCGAAGUGAUCUUCACUGAGAAUUACAUAGGCCUCAUGAAUAGACUCUGGCAGAAGAACAAACUGCAUGUGCAUUACCACUUCAGUGAUGAGAAGGACGGUGGACCCAGUAGAUUUUAUUGUGAGUGCAAAGUUGAAGAGGAAAAAUACGGUUUUGGUGUAGGAUCCACCAAACAGGAUGCAAAGCAAAAAGCAGCUCAGAUGGCCUAUAAUCGGAUCCUAGCUGAGGAAACUCCAGAGAAAGCUAAUCUGCAAUCCUUGCAUUCUAUUCCCAGUCACAACGGAAGCCUCAGUUUCUCCUCUGCACCUUCUUCAGAAAAUAGCCUCUCAGACACCACCUCUGGCAGCAGUGGCUACAGCGAGCACAGCAACAAUUCAGAGCUCCCUUCAUCUUCUUGGGGCUUUCACAGACUUAACCAGAAGAAGCCAGUAAGGCAAGUAUCAUCACACACUGAACUUAGGCUGCUCACCUUCAAAUCUAAGGGCUUAGGGCAGGGCAGCAGGCCUGCUCUGGACAAGUUCUGUGUUAUUUCCAUUCCACUCAAGGUUUACCUUCUUCUCUUCACUUGUAGGAGGUUGGCAGCAUCAUUUGACAUUCCUAUGGAAAGUGAACAUACUGCAAAUGACAGGUUCCUUAAGGAUUUCAGAGACAUAACGCCCAUUGCAUCUGGUGGCUUUGGCCAGGUCUUCAAAGCACGGCACAGAAUUGACACCAAGAUAUACGCCAUUAAACGUGUGAAGUAUGACAGAGAGAAGGUAGAGCGUGAGGUCAAAGCUUUGGCCAACUUGAGUCAUUCAAACAUUGUCCACUACUAUGACUGCUGGGGUGGAAAUGAUUAUUACGAGGACAGUAUGAAGAACUUAAGAAACUUGACUAGGUGUCUUUUCAUCAAAAUGGAAUACUGUGACAAGGGGACAUUGGACGAUUGGAUUUUCAAGAGAAAAAAUAGUUCACAGAAAGAUCUGGCUCUGGAGUUCUUUAGACAAAUAACUGAAGGUGUGCAUUACAUACAUUCAAAAGAGUUUAUUCACAGAGACCUCAAGCCAAGUAAUAUAUUCUUAGUAGAUGAAAAACAAAUAAAGAUUGGAGACUUCGGACUUGUGACUGCGCUGAAAACAAAUGGCAAGCUGACGGCUAACCUGGGAACCCCCCAAUACAUGAGCCCCGAACAACUUUCCUCCGUGAACUACGACAACAAGGUGGAUAUCUUCGCUUUGGGGCUCAUCCUUGCUGAACUGCUUUAUGUGUGUGGGACAACUUGUGAAACAAUUAAACUUUUUGACAAACUGAGAGCUGGCAUCUUCCCAGAUGAAUUUGAUAAGAAUGAAAAAAGUCUUCUACAGAAAUUGCUUUUCCACGAACCCUCGAAACGACCCACAGCUUUUGAAACACUGCAGACUUUGAAGAUGUGGACAAACGGUGCCAAGCCAAAGAAUUGGAACACGUGUUAGGACCUUUCUGAAAAUGUGCUGCACUUCUCCUCAUUGAUUUUCCUGCCACUGGCUCAAAGCUGCUUGGGGUUAUCAGUGCUGUUUAUUUUCUACUUACAUUAUUCCCUUCUGUAUUUUUUUUGUUUGUUUUGUCUUGUUUUCUAAAUUUGCAAAAAAGGUUUGCACUUUUUUUCACUUUAAAAACAUUCUUGGGGAGUCGGGCAGUAGUGCAGCGGGUUAAGCGCACGUGGUGCAAAGCGCAAGGAUCAGCUUAAAGAUCCUGGUUCGAGCCCUGGGCUCCCCACCUGCAGGGGAGUCGCUUCACAGGCGGUGAAGCAGGUCUGCAGGUGUCUUUCCCUCCCCCUGUCUGUCUUCCCCUCCCCUCUCCACUUCUCUCUGUCCUAUCCAACAACGAAGACAUCAAUAACAACAACAAUAACUACAACAAUAAAACAAGGGCAACAAAAGGGAAUAAAUAUUUUUUUAAAAAAUUCACUUAUUGGAGGGGCGGUAGCAAAACAGCUCAUUUGAAUGAGUUCUGCCAUGUGAGUGACACAGGUGUGAGCCUGGUUCCCAUCACAUUGGAGGAAGCUUCACGGCUGUCAUCUCUCUCUCUCCCUCCCUUUCUCUUUGUCUCUCUCUAUCUAUCUAUGUAUCUGUCUGUCUGAAAAAGUCAUCCUGGAGCAGUGACUCCCAGUGAUGACAAAAAAUAAAAAAUAAUAAAAGUAUUAACUCA